Labeo rohita (rohu) is the source of this 769-nucleotide messenger RNA. RefSeq names its product cardiac myosin light chain-1 (gene cmlc1). The transcript has a single exon. The record is from RefSeq and is a predicted model, not a curated record. Bases 262 to 645 code for a protein of 127 amino acids. Gene Ontology annotation, cellular component: myosin II complex. Gene Ontology annotation, molecular function: calcium ion binding. Lineage: Eukaryota; Metazoa; Chordata; Actinopteri; Cypriniformes; Cyprinidae.
CUCUUACGACACACUUCCCAGCUUUUCCCAUCUCCACUCUGAGCAUAGGCAUAAUGGCACCAAAAAAAAGUUGAACCCAAGAAACCAGAGCCUAAAAAGCCAGAGCCGAAGAAAGAAGAAGCGCCAGCCCCUGCCCCAGUUCCAGAGACCCCCAAAGAGCCUGAGCUGGACCUGAAAAGCAUCCCGCUGGAAUUUACCGCUGACCAGAUCGAAGAGUUCAAGGAUGCCUUCACACUCUUUGACGAGACGCCAACGGGCGAGAUGAAGAUAAGGUACGCCCAGUGUGGAGAUGUGAUGAGGGCCCUGGGUCACAACCCUACCAACGCUGAUGUCCUGACUGUGCUGGGGAAGCCCAAGGCUGAAGACAUGAACACCAAAUACCUGGACUUUGAGACGUUCCUGCCCAUGCUGCAGCAUAUCUCAAGAGCCAAAGACCAGGGGACAUUUGAGGACUUUGUUGAGGGUCUGAGAGUCUUUGACAAAGAGGGAAAUGGAACAGUGAUGGGUGCUGAGCUCCGUCAUGUCUUGGCAACGCUUGGGGAGAAAAUGACAGAAGAUGAGGUGGACCGUCUGAUGACCGGACAAGAAGACGCCAACGGCUGCAUUAACUACACGUCCUUCAUCAAGCACAUCCUCUCUGGGUGAGCCGGAGCUGAAGAGAUUGCCGAAUGAAAUUGGAACUCUAAAUGGCAACUGUCAAAACACUGGAAAGAAAAUAUGUCUUGUCUGUAUGUCUUGGAAAGCAUCAAAUAAAAAUCAUCCAAAUUUU